Molecule: messenger RNA, 879 nt
Organism: Hemibagrus wyckioides
Lineage: Eukaryota; Metazoa; Chordata; Actinopteri; Siluriformes; Bagridae
Product: polyadenylate-binding protein 1A-like
Exons: 5
Coding region: 1-879 (292 amino acids)
Cellular component (GO): cytosol
Molecular function (GO): mRNA binding
Source: RefSeq, a predicted model, not a curated record
AUGGCUGCACUGUUUGUGAAAGAUCUUCACCCUGAAGUAUCAGAGGUGAUACUUUCUAAUAGAUUUAGACCUGCAGGACACGUCCAAUCUGUCCACAUUUGCAGGGACAGGAAGACCGGCUCUCCUCUCGGAUACGCGUACGUCAACUUUCGCUAUCGAGAUGACGCUGAGAGAGCCAUCGAUAUGUUCAGUUUUGAACUCCUCCUGGGGAGACCCAUGCGUGUCAUGUGGUCUAACUGGGAACCCACCGCCAAGCCCAUCAAGGGAGGGAACAUAUUCAUCAGGAACCUUGAUUGGUCCAUUGACUGCACCUCCCUGUUUGACACUUUCUCUGUGUUCGGGAGGAUCGUGUCAUGCAAGGUUGUGGAAUCAAAAGGUUAUAGGUACGUUCAGUACGAGUCAGCGGAGGCGGCGGAACGGCUGAACGGAAAACUCCUGAACGACCGGCAAGUAAAGUGCCUGCGUAGAGCCCCACCAUUACUGUACAACGUACCACCAAAACUGCGCCAGCCAGUGCUGCCUCCCUGGUUCAAAAGGAGCACCCUUGAGACACCUUGCACAAAGGACACUGUCCAAAGCACCAAGGCAUCUGCCUCAGAGGACAUCAGCCAGAUUGUCUACACUGCUGCCUCACAGAUGGUCCAAGCCGCUGGAUCCCCUGCCCCAGUAAACAAUGUGGAAGCUGUUGAAACUGCUGGCCCAGAGAACUCUGAGGAAUCUGUUGAGACAGCUGCCUCAGAGGGAUCUGUGGAAGCAGUGAAGACAGUGGCCUCAGAUGACAGGGUGGAAGCAGUAGAAGCAACUGCACCAGUGGAAGCUACUGAGACAGCUGCCCCAGAGGAAACUCUGGAAGCUAUGAUUACUUGCUUCCACUGGUAG